AGAGCUCUGGCUCGAAGAGUGGAACAAUCCACCUCGAGCUUGGCUCAGUCGUCCCCCUUUUACGGUAGUGCCUGCUCGCUUUCGCUGCACGGGUACUCGUGUGGCCAGCUGGACGAGCCGAUGGACAUUCUGUCGCCGCAUGGGGAGGAGACCACCUCGGUCCAGGCUCUCCGGAAGGCGCUCCUCUCGCUGGGCAGUGACCGCAGCGAGGCCGACUUCCCGACCGACGGCGGCUUCAGCGAGAGGGUGCCUCUCAAGGUUUUAAUCCUGACGCAGGCGACUCACCGUCUUUUCGAGGCCUUGGAGGACGGGCCCACGAAGGUUCCGGCCAAGAGAAAGCAGGUUGUCAGUGGCCCGUGGGUGCCGGCGGAGGACGUCGUGAAGGCUGGCGGUGCCACAGGCAAACCUGCCCCAUUUCCCUCGAUCAGCAGGACCGAGCAUCGUGCUCAGCAUGCGCAGCUCGGAGACGCCCGCGGCCGCCAGGG
This is a messenger RNA of Prorocentrum cordatum, 485 nucleotides long. The record is from the annotation of a GenBank genome assembly. NCBI's taxonomy places the organism in Eukaryota, Dinophyceae, Prorocentrales, Prorocentraceae.